This is a messenger RNA of Linum trigynum, 261 nucleotides long. The record is from the annotation of a GenBank genome assembly. NCBI's taxonomy places the organism in Eukaryota, Viridiplantae, Streptophyta, Magnoliopsida, Malpighiales, Linaceae.
AUGAGCGCCGCCGCCGCCGUUCGCCCUCCCGUCGCAGGAAGCCCCCUCCCUCCAACCCUUUCCUGGAUGAGCGCGGCCGCCGUUCUCCCUCCAACCCUUUCCUGGACUCGGAAUUCCAGGAAGAACGGCGGCUUGGCUGCGACGGAGGAGCUGGGCGAUGUUCAUCCAGGGAGAACGAUGAACAUAUUAACCAUUCGCCGCCCUAAUCCCAAACCAUUCGCCGCCCUAAUCCCAAACCAUCGCAUCCCUAAUUUGCGAUGA